This is a messenger RNA of Pelobates fuscus (common spadefoot toad), 4642 nucleotides long. It is a transcript of the gene PAPOLA, whose product is annotated as poly(A) polymerase alpha. Gene Ontology annotation, cellular component: nucleus. The record is from RefSeq and is a predicted model, not a curated record. The transcript is spliced from 22 exons. Lineage: Eukaryota; Metazoa; Chordata; Amphibia; Anura; Pelobatidae. Bases 383 to 2656 code for a protein of 757 amino acids. Gene Ontology annotation, molecular function: RNA binding; poly(A) RNA polymerase activity.
UUUUAUUUUAAAAACAUUACAUCGUUUGGGCUAACCUCAUGUCUUCACCAUUUGCAUUAUUAGCUCCUCCUGCCUUAAUUGAGUUUACAGUCAGGAACAAUAGCUUCUUCAACUCCUCCCUUUUUCCCCUCCUACUUUGUGUCUAUUGGAAGGCAUUGUUUUGGAUUGUCGAAUCACAGGUAAGAUUAUCUGGUGCCUCCCAUUGAAUAUGCAUAUUGUAAAAUGGGUGGAGCCACUGUCACCUAUACUGUGACUCCUCCUAUUUUACCUGUAUUUAAAGGCACAUAGGAGAGCACUUUAACAUUAUUCAGAGGUUCCAGUUGGCACACAUCUGGAAACUUGUCUCUUUCAAGAGUUUUGGAUUGUAUAACUUUUUCUAAGGAUGUACCGCAAGAGCAAUAAGUUUAAUUCUAGAGCUUCAAGAAGAUGGAGUUCAGCCACAAGCCGCCAGUCUCAGGACAAUGGUGGUGGAAAUCCAAUUGUAACUCAAGGAUCCCAGCCACCUCAGAAGAAUUUUGGCAUUACCUCACCAAUUAGUUUGGCGUCACCCAAGGAAACUGACUGUACGCUCACACAGAAACUCAUUGAAACAUUGAAGCCUUUUGGUGUCUUUGAAGAGGAGGAAGAGUUGCAGCGUAGAAUUUUAAUUUUGGGAAAACUAAACAACUUGGUGAAAGAAUGGAUACGAGAAACAAGUGAAUUGAAGAAUCUGCCCCAGUCUGUCAUUGAGAAUGUUGGAGGAAAGAUUUUUACUUUUGGAUCUUACCGACUCGGUGUUCAUACAAAAGGUGCUGAUAUUGAUGCUCUGUGUGUUGCGCCAAGGCACGUAGAUCGAAGCGACUUUUUUUCAUCGUUUUACGAGAAACUGAAACAACAGGAAGAAGUGAAAGACUUGCGGGCUGUAGAGGAUGCUUUCGUACCUGUGAUCAAGCUGUGCUUUGAUGGAAUUGAGAUUGAUAUUCUCUUUGCCAGACUUGCACUACAGACUAUUCCAGAGGACCUAGACUUGCGUGAUGAUAGUCUACUCAAAAACCUGGAUAUAAGAUGCAUACGAAGUCUUAAUGGUUGUCGGGUGACAGAUGAAAUUCUUCAUUUAGUACCAAACAUAGACAACUUUAGGUUAACUUUGAGAGCAAUUAAACUGUGGGCCAAACGCCAUAACAUAUACUCAAACAUCCUAGGAUUUCUUGGUGGUGUGUCAUGGGCGAUGUUGGUAGCCCGAACCUGUCAGCUAUAUCCCAAUGCAAUCGCUUCAACACUUGUGCAUAAGUUUUUCUUGGUAUUUUCCAAAUGGGAGUGGCCCAACCCUGUGCUGCUGAAACAGCCCGAGGAAUGCAAUCUCAAUUUGCCAGUGUGGGACCCACGGGUGAAUCCCAGUGAUAGGUACCACUUGAUGCCUAUAAUUACGCCAGCCUACCCUCAGCAGAACUCUACCUACAAUGUGUCUGUGUCUACACGAAUGGUCAUGGUCGAGGAGUUCAAACAAGGUCUGGCCAUAACAGAUGAAAUCCUGCUGGGUAAAGCAGACUGGUCGAAACUUUUUGAAGCUCCCAACUUCUUUCAGAAAUACAAGCAUUAUAUUCUGCUUCUCGCAAGUGCUCCGACAGAAAAACAGCGUCUUGAAUGGGUUGGUUUAGUGGAAUCCAAAAUUCGUAUUCUCGUUGGAAGUUUGGAAAAGAAUGAGUUUAUAACACUGGCUCACGUUAACCCUCAGUCCUUCCCAGCACCGGGUGAAAACCCAGAGAAGGAAGAAUUUCGAACAAUGUGGGUCAUUGGACUAGUGUUUAAAAAGAUGGAAAACUCUGAAAACUUGAGUGUUGAUCUCACUUAUGACAUUCAGGCUUUCACUGACACCGUUUAUAGACAGGCAAUAAACAGCAAGAUGUUUGAAGUGGAUAUGAAAAUCGCUGCAAUGCAUGUCAAAAGAAAGCAACUCCACCAGCUUCUUCCUAACCACGUGCUUCCACGCAAAAAGAAGCACUCCACAGAAAACGUGAAGCUGGUUUCUAUGGGCGAUAGCCUUGAUUUAUCACUGGACAGUGACAAUAGCAUGUCCGUGCCUUCUCCCACCAACACAAGCAAGACCAGUCCAUUGAAUUCAUCUAAUUUAUCUCAAGGCAGAAACAGCCCAGCAGCACCUAUGACCUCUUCAGGGACCAGCACACCAGUUGCAGAAAUCCUUGUGCCACAAAACAGUUCCUCAGAGAAUUCAGGAGGUGGUAUAAAUGACAAUUUUCCUGAACCUGCCAUACACCCAAAUUCUUCAACACCAAAGAAUGUGAUGCCUCGUGUUAAUUCUACCAAUCGUUCGGUGAACCAAUCCCCAAAACUGGCUGGACGUGUCUCCCCAAAGAUGCAGAGUCCUGUUGCUGGUGUAAAACGGAAAUCAUCCCCCAUUAAAGAGGACAGCCCUAAGAAGAUAAAAACUGAAGAGGAUGAAAAUGAUAGCUCUGCCAUGGAGAUGGAUGAAGCAAACAAAUCUGAAACCGAAGGAGUAAAGGAUGUAGAAGUUGAGACGAAAUCUACAUCUCCUAUCCCUGGUGUACUACCUUCUUCUCAGCGAUCAACUAGUACAGACCUCUCUGACAUCCCUGCCCUCCCUGCAAAUCCUAUCCCGGUUAUCAAGAAUUCAAUUAAGCUGAGAUUGAACCGAUAAAGCCACGCACACUUCCUCCUCAGGGUCCAUAGACAUUAACUAACAGUUCCACUGUUGUCUCCUGCAAUGGCUGAAUGCCAAAGGAUGCAGCAUUGACCGAAUAAGUUAAGGGUUUCUUUUACUGGUGUGUCAGUAUCUUUAUGGCACGUCUGAGUUAAUACGACAAACAUGUUUCUACAAAGUUCAUCUACUGGACUUAUUCAUUUAAAGUCAUGAGAUGGAAAUGAACUGUGUAUAUAUAUAAAUAUAUAUAUCUGUACUAAGCAUUCUGACCGAAAUGAUGGUUGAUGUACUUAUUUUUUUUUUUUUUUUGCAAAACGUUCAAUACACCUGGCCUAAAAUCUUUAGCUAAUGCACUUUUAUGUUUUUUUUUUUUUUAUUUUAUUUUUUUUAACUGUAAAAAAAGAUUUUAGACUUUUUUUUUUUUAUUUUAGUUUAUUGUAGCCUCAUGCAGCCCCUGGAGAUGUUGGCAUAUUAUAUUGGAUCACAAAACUAGAUGUUGAGUUUUGAUGUAUGGUGGCAAAAUGGAAGUAGAAUCUGAGAAAUUUCGUCUGAACAGCUUGAUCAAUACAAAAUCAUAAAACGUUAAUUUUGUUCUUUAUUUUAUUUUUUAUUUUUCCGCUCCUCUUCCCACUGUGAGUGUAUGUUCAGUAAUGGUUAAUUUUCAAGGUGUCGAUGGGUUCUAAAGAUCAGUGGCAGUGUUGUUUAAAUCACCAUUAGCUGCUCUCCUCAAUUUCAUUUUGGGCUUUCACACAUAAACCUUAAAUAUCAAUAUUUGUUUUUUGUUAGGAAGCUCUUUCCGCAAAAUUGCUUUGUGAUAUUAUUAGACAAAUUAGUUAAGAAUGAUCUGGUAUACAAUGUGCCUUUGUCACAAGCCUCAUAACUAACAGUCACACACUCUUCUAUAUUUGCAACCAUGGGUCAUGUGAUAUUUAUUUCAAGUUAAAGACAAUACUUCUAGUCAAUCUUUAUAGGUAGAACUUUAGAUUAGUAGUGAAAGAACUGUUUUAAAUUGUGUUCUUAUAACCCAACAGGGAAACUGUGCACACGUAAGGUUAAAUGAAAAUGUUUUUUUUCAUCAACUACAUUUAAGAGGUGGCAGAUAUUUAGUCUCUUAUUGCAACAUGUGGGAUUGGCAAUUUAUAUAAAGAUUUAUUUUAAAUUUGUUUAUUUUAAAGUGCUCACUUUGUUUUAUCACAUCAGCCCCUUUUACUUUUACCUAAUGUCACAUUACUACAGCCACCAUCUGUUUGCAUUGCUUCAUACAAACAUUGGCUUGCAAAAGAGAUUUAUUUUACCAUUUGCAUUGGGAUAACCAGAAAGCAAGUAGAGAUAUUUGCUUAAUUUCUACAGCUAAGCGAUUUCUUUCAUGAUGUGCGAAAAGCACUUAAUACUUCUCUUAACUCUUUCCUAGUCUAACAGUUAUUUAUUAAGACUUAUUGGGAAAUGUUUGGGUGUUUUUUUUUCUCUCCCUAGCCUGAGCAAAUAGUUCAUAGAUAAUCACCUUUGCUUCUAUAUCCUUAGUCUCCCCUCAUAGCAUCACACUCCCGUAUGCAGGUAUACACAAACAACCACACAAGUUAUUGUCCAGUUGUUUUCUUUGAUUUUUAGCGCAAUAUUGCCAGGCACAAAGUUUGUCUAGACUUAUGUUUACACCGCAAUGUCUUUGUUCCAUUUGUUUAUAGUAAUUACUGUUUUUUUUGAGAGAUGGAUAACUUGGAUUUAAUUUUUUUCCCCCUCUGACCCUGUUAGUGAUUUUUAAUUUUAACCCUUCGAGUGCUGGGUGUAAGUUGGGCACAUCUGUGGCACUCAAGUGUUAACUCUAGUUCCCCCUAACCUGAAGAUCAGACUGUUGCUUAUGCAUGAUGUACGUUAUCGUCUCAUGACUGGAGUUUUCCUUUGUUUUAUAGUACCUGUAUUCCUUGUAUUUUUCAAAAGCUAUUUUGUAAAGAGAUGUAUUUCUCCAUUGAAAAUAAACAAUAAACU